UUCAAUUCAGCAGUCUACUUGAUUCCUGCGUGCAUAUAGAAAAAGGUACCCAACAUGUUGUGCCUUCCUCGUGCGUUGUUUUCUGUGGCACUGAUUUUUGUCUUAAGAAUAAGGUCCGGACAUGGGGUCCAAGACGAUUGGCAAUUAGUAUUUCAGGCGGUUACAGGGAAUGGUGAAAAUGUCCUUAAUGCCUGGAACUCAAGGUCACCUUCAAGAUGCACGAUACAAGCUGGCUGUAUUCCUGCUGGUUUUAAAUUAGACAACCAGAGGGAUAACACGAAACAUCUUCGAAGUCCUUUAAUCGACAAGUGGAACUCGCUCCAUAUUCUAAAAAUCCGUGUAGUAUUUGGUGGCCAGGGGAAAACGUUAGCGUAUUUAGAAUUUGAUGGAAGUGGAAGCACCAAGAAUGAUUGGUUCAGCAAAGCUAGACUUCUGCAUAGUAGUUGGUCUGAUCUCAAGACCUCCAAAACUAACUACUUCUCCAUGUUGGGGUACCUGAUUUCGAAUGAACCCUUCAAAAUCUAGUUUAAGAUUCGUGAUUGGUUGUUUUACUAUAUGUAGAAAUAGCAAUUCAGCUGUUGAUAAUUCUGAUUUUACUGACGAAUCGCGGGUCACUAGACAUUUCUUCAUCAACAAGAGUUAUGCUGGAUGCCCUAAGGACAUCGGAUGGUUUGUGGUGGUGGAUAAGAGAGACGUCUGUGCAUGGGCAAGGCAGGGAAACGUCCCAGUGUUUUUGUACAACAAAAGUUCUAAAGCUGCAAAUUGGAACCGGAGUAAGUUUAUUUAUCGUGUAAUAUAUACUGUGUAAUCGAAUAUUGGAUGUGCUUCAUAUACAAAUAAAAUUUCCGUACUGA
Ostrea edulis (European flat oyster) is the source of this 854-nucleotide messenger RNA. RefSeq lists its product as uncharacterized. The transcript is spliced from 4 exons. NCBI's taxonomy places the organism in Eukaryota, Metazoa, Mollusca, Bivalvia, Ostreida, Ostreidae. The coding region runs from base 55 to 525 and encodes 156 amino acids. The record is from RefSeq and is a predicted model, not a curated record.